This is a messenger RNA of Chelmon rostratus (copperband butterflyfish), 2272 nucleotides long. It is a transcript of the gene stx4, whose product is annotated as syntaxin 4. Lineage: Eukaryota; Metazoa; Chordata; Actinopteri; Chaetodontiformes; Chaetodontidae. Gene Ontology annotation, biological process: intracellular protein transport; exocytosis; vesicle fusion. Gene Ontology annotation, molecular function: SNARE binding; SNAP receptor activity. The transcript is spliced from 10 exons. Gene Ontology annotation, cellular component: plasma membrane; endomembrane system; SNARE complex. The record is from RefSeq and is a predicted model, not a curated record. The coding region runs from base 148 to 1041 and encodes 297 amino acids.
UGUUAGUACUGGAGUUUACUAGUUGAAUGACAUUAGAGCAAAGUUUUCCGCUUUUACACUUAGAUUCUCUGCUAGGAAACGAGUUAAUCUACUUGGACCUAGAGUCGCUGCGUUUCUGACACCCGACUGGCAGCUUCGCCUUGAAAAAUGCGAGACCGAACCAAGGAACUGGGAAAUAAUGCCGAAGCUUCAGAUGACGAUGAGGAGGGCAAAGCUCUGAUGAUCAAACCUGGAACCUCUUCAGCCAAAGAGGAGAAGGAGAAUGAAGCCUUCUUUAAAAAGGUGCAAGAAAUUCACGAGGGGCUCCACAACCUCAGACGGAUGGUGUCUGAACUGGAGAACAAGCAGAAGACGGUGCUGGGUGUGGCGCUGCCAGAGGAGAGUAUGAAGAAAGAGCUGCAGACUCUUCGAGAGGAGAUCAAAACACUGGCCGGUCAGAUCCAGAGGAAACUGAAGAGUAUCGAAUCAAAGAAGGGAGAGGAGGACGGAAAAUAUAUACCGGUUAACGUUCGAAUGCAGCGGACCCAGCACGGCGUCUUGUCCAAGGAGUUUGUGGAGCUGAUGGGUCACUGCAACACCAUCCAGGCCCAGUACAGAGACCGCAAUGUGGAGCGGAUCCAGAGGCAGCUCAAAAUCACCGGGACCAAUGUGACGGACGAAGAGCUGGACACAAUGCUGGAGAGCGGGCAGACGGAUGUUUUCACCCAAAAUAUCCUGAUCGAUGCUAAAGCUACAAAGCAGGCCCUGAAUGAGAUCGAGUCCCGGCACGAUGAGAUCCUGAAGCUGGAGAGGAGCAUCAGAGACCUGCACGACAUGUUCCAGUACCUCGCCAUGGAGGUGGAGGCUCAGGGGGAGAUGGUCAACCGCAUUGAGAACAACAUCAAACAGUCUUCUGACUACGUGGAGAGAGCGAAGGAAAACACGGAGAAAGCUGUAACGUAUCAGCAGAAAGCACGCAAGAAAAAGAUUUGGAUCGCCGUGUGUUUGGCCAUCCUCAUCCUCAUCCUAGUCAUCUCGCUGGUCACCACCUUCGGCACCUAACACCCGGCAGUGUGAGUUGUUUGGCAGAAACUCAUUGUGGGUUCAGAAAUCCCCUUUCAUGUAAAUAGUUUCAGCCCCCCCCAAACAGGAUGUACGGCUGAAUGAAGUCAGUGGAUUUUGUCAGUGAUCAUCCCUCUGUUUUUUUUUUUCCCCCCACACAUUUUAAAUUCGUCGUCCUGUCGGCCUUUUGUUGGUUUUUAAAGAAGAGGUGUGCUCUCUGUUGUCUUAACUCCCACCCUCCACUCAAGAGGUACUGCUCUGUGGAAUCCCCCGGUCAGAUUCGGGUCCGCAGCAUUACGACCAGGAAAAUUAGUGAACUGUUACGUCAGUGCUGCUUCCCCCCGCUGCACCGAAAAGAGGAAACAAGUGGCCUUGAACAAGCACAAAGCAGUAUUGAAACCCAACACUGAUCAUACUGUACUCAGGAAGCUGUGCGUUGAUUCUUGUUACGAUGUCGUUUCUGGACGAAUUGGAGGCAUAAACAGCAACAGUAACAGAGGGGGGGCUUUCUUUUCUAGACAUAUUUAGUUAAAUAGACUAAUAUAAAUGUACAUAACCGAUACUGCUGGUGAUUCUUCAUGCAGAUGAAUUUUAAAACUUGAAAGUUGUUUCAAAAUGCUGACAUGCAACAACUGUAAAUAUCUUUUUUUUUUUUUUUUUGUGGAGCCCCUUUUUUGUUUUUGUACAGCAGCGUCUCAGCACUGCAACAAAAGGCCCGAGGCCCGCCUUUCUUUGUCCCACCAGUGUGUAUUUAUGAUUUCAUGUGUUGUGUAAGCUGCUACGAGGAAAGUUCUGCAACAGCACGAAAUGAAAUCUGUACCCCCCCCCCCCAACGGUGCCUUCUCCUCUAUGUCCUUGUGAACAGAUAACGUGAAGAAGGGAUGGAAAGAGUUUUUAUUGUUCACACCAGUGUUUCAGCUGCGUGUCCUUGUGGCCGAGCCUUUUUUAUUUUAUUUCUCUUCACCUGUUUGUCACAUUGUUCAGAGUCUAACUUUACUCCCGGAGCAGCGAGGUGUUAACGAAGCAGAAAACCCAUUUACAGACAAACAGUACCUGCUGCGCACCACAAUGUGACAAACCUGGAAAGAAAACUGUUUGUUGAAGUUUGUCCAGUCCUGCUCCCGUCGUCUCUGGAAACAGAGGGCAGAGCGGCGACUUUGCUACUGUGUAAUAUAUCAGCUUGAUUUUAAUAUAAGUUUGUUUUUAAAAUAAAAUACUGCCAUGUUCUAUU